GAUUGAAAAACAAACUUUUGAUCGUACUUUUCGUCAAUUUUGCAGGUGAAUUUCGUCAUUAACAGCAAUAAAUGUUCCUUCAAAGCCAUUGUGAGUGUCCCAAAUCCUGUAAUUGCAUGAAAACUCCUCGAAAAUUGCCGAAAAUUCUUCCGACAAUGCUAUUACACAAUACAAGUGAAAGUUGAACGAAGACCGGUUCAAUGUUUUAUUGCUUUAAUGUUGUGUCUGUGUCUUGUUUACUUCAAUUCUGUAUCAAUUCGUACUGAAUUCGAGCUAUCGUGAGACACGUCGACAUUCUUUCGAUAAAAAAAAAUCCUCUUCCAAACAAUUGAAUUAAUUAUCGUUAGAUACAAAGUCUGUUUGUUGUUUAUUUUUAUCAUCUUUUGUGCAAUUGAACUUUGACCAACAACGUAGAUAACGAAAAAAAAUAAAAAUUGUCGCGAUUUAUUAUGUUAAGCGAGUCUUUUAGUUUAGAAAAUCCAGAAAUGUUGAAGUUUUUGUACGCAACACAACAAGCCGCUGCGAAGCAGUGUCUUGUUCCCGAACGUGCCUUGUUGCAACAAUUUUUGCGUGCGAACGUUUGCGCAGCAGUUCAAAGUCGUCCAAAAACAUCAGCUACAAAUCCGCAAGGGCUUCCUUACUUGCCUGUACCCAAAUUGGAAGAUACUUUAGCGAAAUUUCUCAAAUCAGUUGAACCGCAUUUGGAUUCAAAAGCUCUUGCAAGAACUCAAGCGCUCGCAAAAGAGUUUGAAACGGGCGUCGGACCGAAAUUACAAAAACUAUUGGAAGAACACGCUUCGAAGAAGGAAAAUUGGUUGAGCGAUUGGUGGUUGCAAUGCGCUUACCUCGAAUAUCGUGAUCCUGUCGUCGUUUGGUCAAGUCCCGGAUUAGUUUUUCCCCAAAGAAAGUUCAAAUCUGAGGAAGAUCGACUUGUUUUCACGUCAAAAGUCAUUUCCGCAGCUUUAACUUACAAGAAUUUAAUUGAUGCGAAGAAAAUUCCCACGGAAAUGGCAGGAAAAAUGCCUCUCGAUAUGCAACAAUACAACAAAAUCUUCGGUACGUGUCGUAUUCCGGGCUUAGAACGCGAUAAUUUGUCAUUCCAUCCCGAUUCGCGACACAUUGUGCUCGUCAUCGAUAACGAAUAUUACAAAAUUCCCGUUUUCAACAAGGCAAAAGAGGUUUUGAGUGAAAAUCAAAUUUUGUCUCAAAUCAAAAAAUGUUUGAACGAGCAAAAAGGAAGGAAAAUCAAAUCAGCUCCAAUUGGUUUACUCUCGACAGAUAAACGGGACAAUUGGGGCAAAGCGUAUGCCGAGUUGAUGAGCGAUCCGAAAAAUAAAGCUUCUGUGCGUGAAAUUCAAUCUUCACUUUUUACAAUUUCUUUGGAUAAGUUCAUGUCGUCGGAUAAAGAUGACAUUGUCACAGCUGAACAUCAAUUGAUUCAUGGCGGAGGAUCGAAAUUCAACGCAGGAAAUCGUUGGUAUGAUAAAACGCUUCAAUUGGUAGUUGGCAAUUCAGGAAUUAAUGGAUUAACGUACGAACAUUCGCCAGCAGAAGGAGGUCCAAUUGCUGUUUUGACGGAUUUUAUCAUUAAUUAUGUUGAUUCAAAUCGCAAGGAAAACGCAAAUGACGUCAAAGAUCUUCCGCAUCCCGAACACUUACCUUUGUACGCAAAUUCCUCUGUAAAAGAAGCUCUUUCUGUCGCUGCUUCAAACAUCGAUGCUCUCGUCGCCAAUUUAGACAUGAAUUAUUUGCACUUUACGAAAUACGGAAAGAAUUUCAUCAAAACGCAAAAAAUGAGUCCCGACAGUUACGUUCAAAUGGCAAUCCAAUAUGCCUUUUACCGCUUACACAAAGUUCCGGGAGCUCAUUACGAAUCAGCUCAAACGCGUCUUUAUGUGCACGGAAGAACUGAAACUAUUCGUUCUUGCUCCAACGAGUCUGUGGCAUUCGCAAAGGCAAUGACUGAGGGUCGAGAUGAAAAGGAAAAAGUCGAAAAAUUAAAAGCUGCUGUUAAUGCCCACAAAAAAUAUGUCGCCGCAGCUGUUCAAGGCUUCGGAGUCGAUCGUCAUUUGUUGGGAUUGAAAUUAAUUGCGAAUGCGAAUAAAAUUCCUUUGCCCGAAUUGUACACGGAUGAUGGUUACAAGAAAAGUUCUUACAUGCGAUUGUCUACGUCGAACGUUUCGUCGAAAUAUGAUGCCUUCAUGUGUUACGGACCUCUCGUUGAAGACGGUUACGGAUGUUGUUACAACUUGAAAAACGAUGAUUUGUGGUUUGGAGUCUCUUCGAUGCGCAGUUGCAAGGAAACCAACUCGGAAAAGUUCAAAGUUGUCUUGUCAGAGUGUUUGACUCACAUGUAUGAAUUGCUCUCGAAGCACGGAGAACCCCCAAAAAGCAAAUUGUAAAGAUAUUUUACUUCAAAUUAAUCGAAAAAAAUCAUUUUUAU
Culicoides brevitarsis is the source of this 2443-nucleotide messenger RNA. Its product is annotated as carnitine O-acetyltransferase-like. Gene Ontology annotation, molecular function: carnitine O-acetyltransferase activity. Lineage: Eukaryota; Metazoa; Arthropoda; Insecta; Diptera; Ceratopogonidae. Gene Ontology annotation, biological process: carnitine metabolic process, CoA-linked. Gene Ontology annotation, cellular component: peroxisome. The coding region runs from base 450 to 2402 and encodes 650 amino acids. The transcript is spliced from 4 exons. The record is from RefSeq and is a predicted model, not a curated record.